CUGCCUGACAACAACACUGCAUGUUCCGACCUCAAGUAACCCCGGCACAUUGCUCUGUUCCUCCCCGUCUGGGCUGCCGUGUCCCCUGCGUUACGGAGCUUGUUUUCCACCCCGGGCAUGCUGGGUAAUUCACAGGCUGUGCUCUCGUCAUCCUCCGCACUCCCUGCACCCUUGUGUUUAUCUUCCCCUCUCCCCAGCACCUCUCAGUUACUCUCGUACUGCACCAGCAGCAACACUCGUCUCCUCUCUCAUCACUCCCUGUCUUCUCCAGUCUCUAACUCCCUGCACCUUCUAUACACCCUGGGAAACAACACCUGUCGGCUCCAGUCUCUAACUCCCUGCACCUUGGGCUCCAGUCUUCAGUUGGUGUAACCUUGGGCUACUGGCCGGCAGUUCUACACCAGAGAAGCCCAAAGCCUGACUGCUCCAGUCUUCAUUUACCCCCCUCGGAGCCCCACUGCCCCCCAUCUCUGUGCAUGUAACUGUGGGACGCGACUCUGGAAUCUUUUGUAUUGGAAACGGAUCUGAAUGGGCCGUGGCUUUCCCUGGAGCGAGGGGAGAGCAGGGAAUUGUGGGAGUAUGUGAUGGGGAAGGCCGGAGCAUACAUACAGGUUGCAGCACAGGUAGCCAGGCAGCCCGGCCCUCCAGCUCCAUCUCCCUAUUCUACACAUGAUUUAACCAAGGGACACCCCAAUCUGGCUGCCACCCCUCCAGGACAUGCCUCCUCCCCAGGACUCUCACAGGCUUCCUAUACCCCCGGCCAGAGCCCAGCACCCCUCGUGUACCCUCAGGCACAACAGACUAUGAGCACUCAGGCCCAGAAUCGCUCACCAUUUGCAGCUGGACCCCGACCCGCCCAUCACCAGGGAGGAUUCAGACCCAUCCAGUUUUUCCAGAGGCCCCAGAUCCAGCCCCCCCGUGCCGCCAUCCAGACCAGUAGCCCCUCCAUCCGGGCAGGAGCCCAGACGCCAACUGCCGUGUAUCAGACCAACCAGCACAUCAUGAUGGUCAAUCACCUGCCAAUGUCAUACGCCAUGCCCCAGGGACCCCAAUACUGCAUCCCCCAGUACCGACACAGCGCUCCCCCAUACGUGGGCCCCCCACAGCAGUACCCAGUCCAGCAGCCUGGUCCUAGUCCGUUCUAUCCUGGCCCGGGUCCUGGAGACUUUCCAAGCCCUUAUGGAACCCCGUUCUACCCGAGCCAACCUGUGUACCAGUCUGCGCCCAUCAUUGUGCCAACACAGCAACAGCAGCAGCCUCCACCCCCUGCCAAGCGCGAGAAGAAGCCGAUUAGAAUACGAGACCCCAAUCAAGGGGGCAAAGAUAUCACAGAGGAAAUCAUGUCUGGAGUAGGAAGCCGGAACUCCACCCCACCCAUCCUCAGGCCCAACUCCACGCCGACGCCCCCUCAGCAGCUGCCUAGCCAGGAGCACGGCCCAGUGGUGUACAGGACUUUGGGGAGUCCUCAUCUCACGGCAACUUUCCCUGCUGCUCCUGUCAGCGAAGCCAAAGCAGAGGAGAAGCCAAAACCAGACCUCACGUUAAAACCCAGCCCUCCCCUGUGUGUGGGGCCCGAGUCCAUCGAUAUUGACACCAAUGAUGUCAUGGAACAGGGGCCCAGACCCACCUCUUCUGAACGAGCCGAGCCAUGUCUUCUGCCGGGGGUCUCAGCAGCUCCCAUUGUAGUAGCCACUGUGCCCACCACACAAGCCUUUUCUUGCCACCUGGAAGAUACGAGGGGAAGCGAGAGCCCAGCACUGGCCCCUACCCCCACCCCUCUACAAGACUUGGACCCGGCUGAGAUGGAGGAGAGAGAAUGUAAGGACUCUGUGGGGCAAAUCCCACCGGCUGAUGCCCCAGUGGCUGCUCAGGGGAUGAAUGGACUAGGGGAUGAUAUUGGCACAGCAGACGGUGCCCUGGGGGAGGAAUCGGCAGAAGUGGAUUUGCCCGAGUUGCCCGACUUGGCCGCAGCAAUGGAUUCAGACAGUGAAUUCACUACUCCUUCCAACGUGCCUCUCUCCUCCCCACAGCCCUCCUCUCCUCCUCCUCUCAUUGCUGCUACUCUACUCACUACCACUAGACUCUCCCCUCCUGCCGCUGCCCCCCCCUGUGCCCAAGAUGUGGAAGAGCAGGAGGACGAGGGCACAACUUCCAUCCUAGAGAGUGAAGCAGAGGAACAGAACAAAGGGAAAACAGAGGGGGACUCCGAACUGGAAGCCAGUGUGAAUCUCCUGAGCAUCAGCUCUACACAAAGCCCAGUGGAAGCCCCACCCACCAUAAGUGCACCAAAGAUGUGGCAAAAACCAACAGAUGAGAGCCCAGAUAUUGAGAAGAUUUCACAGUCAGAGGCAGAGCCACAAUAUGAUGCUGAUCUCCUGGAGGACAAAGUCACAGAAGUGGAUCAAGAUCCAGUCACCUCCAGCAGCGCCAGCAACAUGGAAACAGAGCACCUGUACCUGAGCAAUGCCAAACCACAGGAGCAGAAUGGAGAGGUGGAACCAAUAAGCAAUGGGGCUGAUGCCAACUCUGAGGGGGAAGGGACGGAUAUCCCAUCAGGCUUAGAGGAAGGCUUGGCCUACUCUUAUACUAAAGCAGGAGACAGUGCAGUUGAGGAAUCAUCUGACCCCUCUCAGGAGCCCCUGCAGCCCCCGGCACCUCUACAGCAAGCCGAUGGCAAGCGUCAGUAUAAUCGGGAUUUCCUACUGGGCUUCCAGUUCAUGCCUGCGUGUGUUCACAAGCCGGAAGGCCUUCCCCCGAUCAGCGACGUAGUUCUGGAUAAGAUCAAUCAGCCUAAGUUACCCAUUAGGGCCCUGGACACUCGGAUGCUGCAGAGAGGGCCAGACUUCACCCCUGCCUAUGCCGAUUUUGGGAGACCUGCCCCUGGUGGCCGUGGCAUGCCACUACUGAGUGUGGGUCCCAGGAGGUCCCAGCCAGGACAGAGGCGGGAGCCCAGGAAAAUCAUCAUGAAUAUCGCCGUCAGCGACGACGUCCACCUGAAAAAAGCGGAAAACGCCUGGAAGCCCAAUGUCAAAAGGGAAAGUCUGCCAGAGGAUCCAGACAGCAUCAGAACUCAGGCCCUGUUCCGCAAGGUCCGAAGCAUUCUGAACAAACUCACCCCCCAGAUGUUCAACCAACUCAUGAAGCAGGUGACGGAUCUGACUGUAGACACGGAGGAGAGACUCAAAGGAGUCAUUGACCUGGUGUUUGAGAAAGCAAUCGAUGAGCCCGGCUUCUCCAUGGCCUAUGCCAACAUGUGCCGAUGCCUUGCUACGCUGAAAGUGCCGAUGGCCGACAAGCCGGGGAGCACGGUGAACUUCCGCAAGCUGCUGCUCAACCGCUGCCAGAAGGAGUUUGAAAAAGACAAAGCAGAGGACGAUGUUUUUGAAAAGAAGCAAAGCGAAUUAGAACUGGCCACAAUGCCAGAGGAGAAGACGCGGCUACAGGAAGAGCUGGAAGAGGCUAAAGACAAAGCCCGGCGCAGGUCCAUUGGGAACAUCAAGUUUAUCGGAGAGUUAUUUAAGCUGAAGAUGCUGACAGAAGCCAUUAUGCACGACUGUGUGGUCAAGCUGCUCAAGAACCACGACGAGGAGUCACUCGAGUGCUUGUGUCGGCUACUCACCACCAUCGGCAAAGACCUGGACUUUGAGAAAGCCAAACCACGUAUGGAUCAGUAUUUUCACCAGAUGGUGAAGAUCAUAAAGGAGAGAAAAACCUCUUCUAGAAUCCGGUUUAUGCUGCAGGACGUUAUAGACCUCAGACUGAAUAACUGGGUGUCCCGGAGGGCAGACCAGGGGCCCAAGACCAUCGAGCAGAUCCAUAAAGAGGCCAAAAUAGAAGAACAGGAGGAACAGAGAAAAGUGCAGCAGUUAAUGACCAAAGAGAAGAGGAGACCAGCAGGGGUGCAGAGAGUGGAUGAAGGCGGAUGGAACACGGUGCAGGGGGCAAAGAAUAACAGGGUGCUGGACCCUUCCAAGUUUCUGAAAAUCACUAAGCCCACCAUAGAUGAGAAGAUCCAGUUGGUUCCCAAAGCUCAGCCUGGCAGCUGGUUAAAGGGGAGCAGUGGAGGUGCCAAGGCCAGUGAGACUGAAUCUCUGAGACCAGGAGCCCCCGGCCUGAACAGGUUCUCUGCCCUGCAGCAGCCACUCUCCUCUGUGUCUUCCUCCUCUUCCUCCUCAGCUGAUCUGGAAUCUCGCAGGUUAAUAACCAGCAGCCGUGGAAGCGUUGGGCGAGAGAAGAACGACAGACCUUCCACUCCUUCAUCUGUCUCCCCCGUGCCCCGUCCCAGCCCCCUCCUGCACGGCAGCAGCAAAGACUCGGGUGACAAUCAGGAAGAACAGCGCCGGGAGACCCUCCAAACGGUGAAACAGCUGAGCAGCUUCACUGAACCCGACAAGAACACUGUGCCAGAGAGACGGCCCAAAGAGCCAGCCAAGUCCGAGCCAUCGGAACCAGACAAACUAACUCUAUCGGAAGAGGAGAUGGAGAGGAAAUCCAAGGCCAUCAUUGAUGAGUUCCUCCAUAUUAAUGACUACAAGGAGGCCAUGCAGUGUGUCGAGGAGUUUGGUGCCAACGGGCCACUGUCAGUGUUUGUGCGACAGGGAGUGGAGUCGACGCUGGAACGGAGUCAGAUCACCAGGGAUCACAUGGGACAGCUCCUCUACCAGCUGGUCCAGUCGGGCACACUCAGCAAACAGGACUUCUUCACAGGUUUCUCCGAGACUCUGGAGCUGGCAGACGACAUGGCUAUCGAUAUCCCCCACAUCUGGCUGUACCUUGCCGAGCUGGUGACCCCCAUGUUGAAAGAAGGCGGGAUCUCUCUACGAGAACUGAUAACAGAGUUUGGCAAAGCUCUGCUCCCUGUGGGACGCGGAGGAGUAUUAUUGUCCGAAAUAUUGCACCUUCUAUGCAAACAAAUGAGCCAUAAGCGAGUCGCCACAUUGUGGAGAGAGACCGGCCUUCAGUGGAACGACCUCUUGCCUGAAGGAGAAGAUGUGCAGAGCUUUGUCAGCGAGAAGAACUUGGACUUCACGCUGUCCCACUGCUCCAGCCCUUCUGAGAAUCUUUCCAAGAAAGAGAUGUCGGCCGAGGAGCAGAACAAGAGGCUGGAGCAGCUCAUUAUACAGGAAAAGGCUAACGAUGAGCAGAUCUUUGAUUGGGUAGAGGCUAAUCUAGAGGAGAGUCAGAUGAGUUCGCCUACAUUCCUUAGAGCUUUAAUGACGGCGGUGUGCAAAACGGCAAUUUUAGGGGACUGUUCUUCCUGCCGCGUGGACACUUCCUUCCUCAAGCAGAGAGUUCCAGUUCUACUAAAGUAUCUGGACUCUGACACAGAGCGAGAACUACAAGCACUUUAUGCACUACAAGCAUUAAUAGUAACACUUGAUCAACCUCCCAACUUGUUGCGCAUGUUUUUCGAUUGCCUCUAUGACGAGGAGGUGAUUUCGGAGGACGCCUUCUACAAAUGGGAGAGCAGUAAGGACCCAGCAGAACAAGAUGGGAAGGGGGUGGCACUAAAGUCGGUGACGGCCUUCUUCACGUGGCUGCGGGAGGCAGAGGAGGAGUCGGAGGACAACUAGAAACUUGAAUGGAAUCGCUCAGCCUCUCCCGCAGCCGCUCGGAGCAGUUUCAGCCUCUUUAUUCACUUCAGCUUUUGGCUUUUCUCUCUUUUUCUUCCGGUUUCGCCAGUCGGGGUUCAGCCAAUCGGAUUCCCCGGGGGGGGGGUACGACGAACUCGAGGUUAUAGGAAAAGGUGCCCAAACCAGUGAUUAGAUUGUGUGGGGUGAUCACCUCACAAUGUGACGGGGGAAAUGUGACCCCCAAACGGGCGAGGGGGGACUGACCCCUUCCCCACGUUCUAUUUAUUAGAGUUGAUAUUUUCUGUUUUAAAGUUUCCCCACUUUAUUUUAAAAGAAAACUCCCCCGAAACCAGAGACUCGUCCUGAAUCCUCCAAUCACUUGAGAGGAGAAAUAAUUUAUUGCUUUUUGGACUCCCAGUGGUUCUGAUACUUUUCUUUUAAUUUGUGGUACCGACCAACUAACCCUAAAGUAGGAGCUGGGGGGCAGGAUCCCUCUCCCUUGCUCUGUAGCCUCUUUGCCCUCACUAGGGUGGGGCUUUCCCCUUGGGGAUCAGGGCACAAUUAGUGUCACAUUUAGGGGGGCAGCGGCUAUGGACUAAUCUGGAGCAGCAGGGCAGUGGCAUGCAGGUGUACCCCGAUUUCUCCAUGCAAUCAGAUGGAGUUGUCCUCAUGUCCUGCACUCUGUACCCACCUGUGAUGAGGGGAGAGGAUUAUGGGGUCCCCAUGUGUUGCCCACCUCCAGCCGCUACAUCCAAGGGAGAGGGGCAGAUGAGCUUGCAAUCUAGCCGCGGCCCUGAGUAUAAUAAAGAGCUGGAACUGAAUACGGACUGAGCGGCACCUUGAGACUUGAAUGAGCCGCGGUGUCUCGGAGAAGCUGAUCCGGCUGCGGGGUCUUUCCAAGCAAUUGGCAAACGAGACUGUGAGAUGCUUUUCUCUUACAUUGUAUUUCUAUUCAUUUUAGCCUGGUUUCCUAUGGAAAAGAAGGCUAAUAAAGUAACCUGUACCCUGA
This is a messenger RNA of Xenopus laevis (African clawed frog), 6582 nucleotides long. RefSeq names its product eukaryotic translation initiation factor 4 gamma 3 (gene eif4g3.L). Gene Ontology annotation, cellular component: eukaryotic translation initiation factor 4F complex; cytoplasm. The record is from RefSeq and is a predicted model, not a curated record. Bases 585 to 5573 code for a protein of 1662 amino acids. Gene Ontology annotation, biological process: translational initiation. Lineage: Eukaryota; Metazoa; Chordata; Amphibia; Anura; Pipidae. The transcript is spliced from 34 exons. Gene Ontology annotation, molecular function: mRNA binding; RNA binding; translation initiation factor activity.